Neurospora tetrasperma FGSC 2508 is the source of this 1191-nucleotide messenger RNA. RefSeq names its product sphingolipid long chain base-responsive protein LSP1. Gene Ontology annotation, molecular function: lipid binding. Gene Ontology annotation, cellular component: eisosome filament; plasma membrane. The record is from RefSeq and is a predicted model, not a curated record. NCBI's taxonomy places the organism in Eukaryota, Fungi, Ascomycota, Sordariomycetes, Sordariales, Sordariaceae. Bases 1 to 1191 code for a protein of 396 amino acids. The transcript has 2 exons. Gene Ontology annotation, biological process: eisosome assembly; endocytosis; negative regulation of protein kinase activity.
AUGCAUCGAACCUACUCUAUGCGCGCCUCCAGGGCGCCAACCGCCUCCCAGAUCCAGAACCCCCCUCCACCGCCAUCAUCCACAAAGUCGGGACGUCUCUUUGGUCGCGGCGGAAUUGGAGGGCUAGGCCAUGCUCUACGACGCAACGCCGCCGGCGCCUUUGGGCCCGAUCUCGCCAAGAAGCUCUCCCAGCUGGUCAAGAUGGAGAAGAACGUGAUGCGCAGUCUGGAAAUGGUGGCCAAGGAGCGCAUGGAGGUCGCCCAACAGUUGUCGCUCUGGGGCGAGGCCUGCGAUGAGGACGUGUCCGAUGUCACAGACAAGCUGGGCGUGUUGCUCUACGAAAUCGGCGAACUCGAGGAUCAGUACGUCGAUCGCUACGACCAGUACCGCGUCACCAUGAAGAGUAUUAGGAAUAUCGAGGCGUCGGUGCAACCCAGCAGAGACAGUAGGUCCACUCUACUACUCCUACUGUCCCAACUCUUGUCGCUCUUCACCACUAACACCCCACGAGGAAAGCAAAAAAUUACCGACCAAAUCGCCCAGCUCAAGUACAAAGAGCCCAACUCCCCGCGCAUCGUCGUUCUCGAACAGGAACUCGUCCGCGCCGAAGCCGAGUCGCUCGUCGCCGAAGCCCAGCUCUCCAACAUAACGCGUGAGAAGAUCAAGGCCGCCUACACCUACCAAUUCGACGCCCUGCGCGAGCACUGCGAAAAAGUCGCCAUCAUUGCCGGCUACGGCAAGCACCUCUUGGAACUCAUCGACGACACCCCCGUCACCCCAGGCGAAACCCGCCCCGCUUACGACGGCUACGAAGCCUCCAAGGCCAUCAUCCAGGACUGCGAGGACUCCCUUACCAACUGGGUCACGCAAAACGCGGCCGUCUCAGCGAAGCUUUCCACUCGCUCGAGGACGCUAAGCCAGCGCAGGAGGAACAACAUCAAGGCCAGGACGGAAGGCGGCGCAGGACAGGGACAUGACUUGUCGGGUCAGGACGCCCCGCUUAACGAUCGUGACUCGUGGGUGCCGGCGAAUCAGCACAAGGAGGUGGCGGACUAUGAGGUGUCGGAGGAAGAGGAGGACGACGAUGAGGAUGAGGAAGAUGAUAUUCAUGCAUCGGGCAGCCACUCCAUGCUGGACGGCGAGAGCGAACAGCAUCAGCGCGGGAGGAACACUGAGCCUGUUGCUGCCUAA